Molecule: messenger RNA, 9104 nt
Organism: Bubalus bubalis (water buffalo)
Lineage: Eukaryota; Metazoa; Chordata; Mammalia; Artiodactyla; Bovidae
Gene: GNAO1
Product: G protein subunit alpha o1
Exons: 8
Coding region: 782-1846 (354 amino acids)
Biological process (GO): G protein-coupled dopamine receptor signaling pathway; adenylate cyclase-modulating G protein-coupled receptor signaling pathway
Cellular component (GO): heterotrimeric G-protein complex
Molecular function (GO): G-protein beta/gamma-subunit complex binding; mu-type opioid receptor binding; G protein-coupled serotonin receptor binding
Source: RefSeq, a predicted model, not a curated record
UCCCCCCUCCCGGCCUGUGCGCGCGCGCUCGCUCGCUCGCUCUCCCUUCGUUUUUUUCUCCCCUCCCUCCCAGCCUCUCUCCUGUCUCUCCCCCUCGAGCUCUCGGCUGCCCGCGGCUCCUUCUCGCUCUCCCUCUCUCUCCGGUAGGCUCCGUCGAGCGAUGCGAGCUCUGGGAGACAGCGACGCCGCCUCCCGCUAGAGACCUGCCCCCCGGCCCGGCCCCUUGCCCAGCCCUGCCCAGCGCGCGGGGGUCGGCGAAGGCGCCGCGGACGCACCAACGGCGGAGGAUCCGCGAUGCAAAUGCACUAGCGGCACCCCCUAACUCACUCCCUCCACACCCCGCGCCGCCUCCUCCUCCGGCAGCAGCGGUAGAAGGACCCACCCUGCCCCCCCACCCCACCCUCCGCCGACUCCGGCUCCUGCCUCGACUAUUAUUUUAUUUAUUUUGGGUCGUGCACAAGCCUCAGUGCCUGCAGCCCGCGCCUCCUCGGACCGCGGGCACCUCCUCCCUCAGCUCCGGAGCCCCAGACCCCAGCCACCUUCGCCUCGACACCCCCAGAGCCCCGCCAGCUGCCGCGAGUCUCCGCGGCUGGGAGCUUGUUAGAGGCUGUCUUUUUGGGGGGUUCUGGUUUCUCGACAUUUUUGUUUUCAACCAAGGGGAGGCUAUCGUGAUUUUUUCCCCUUUGAGCCCAGGUUCUGCUCUUUGGGGGGGUGGGGGGCGCGUCGAGCCGGGGAGCCGUGCCAGCCGAGUCGUGCGGGCUGUGGCAGGGAAGGGGCCACCAUGGGAUGUACUCUGAGCGCAGAGGAGCGAGCCGCCCUCGAGCGGAGCAAGGCGAUUGAGAAAAACCUCAAAGAGGAUGGCAUCAGCGCCGCCAAAGACGUGAAAUUACUCCUGCUGGGGGCUGGAGAAUCAGGAAAAAGCACCAUUGUGAAGCAGAUGAAGAUCAUCCACGAAGACGGCUUCUCUGGUGAAGACGUGAAGCAGUACAAGCCCGUGGUCUACAGCAACACCAUCCAGUCCCUGGCAGCCAUCGUCCGGGCCAUGGACACUCUGGGCAUCGAGUACGGUGACAAGGAGCGAAAGGCCGACGCCAAGAUGGUGUGUGACGUGGUGAGUCGGAUGGAAGACACAGAGCCCUUCUCUCCAGAGCUGCUCUCUGCCAUGAUGCGACUCUGGGGCGACUCGGGGAUCCAGGAGUGCUUCAACAGGUCCCGGGAGUAUCAGCUCAAUGACUCUGCCAAAUACUACCUGGACAGCCUGGACCGGAUCGGGGCCGCCGACUACCAGCCCACCGAGCAGGACAUCCUCCGAACCAGGGUCAAAACCACCGGCAUCGUAGAAACCCACUUCACAUUCAAGAACCUCCACUUCAGGCUGUUCGACGUCGGGGGCCAGCGGUCUGAGCGCAAGAAGUGGAUUCACUGCUUCGAGGACGUCACGGCCAUCAUCUUCUGUGUCGCGCUCAGCGGCUAUGACCAGGUGCUCCACGAAGACGAGACCACGAACCGCAUGCACGAGUCACUGAAGCUCUUCGACAGCAUCUGCAACAACAAAUGGUUCACGGACACGUCCAUCAUCCUAUUUCUUAACAAGAAAGACAUAUUCGAAGAGAAGAUCAAGAAGUCCCCGCUCACCAUCUGCUUUCCGGAGUACACAGGCCCCAACUCCUUCACAGAAGCCGUGGCUUAUAUCCAGGCCCAGUAUGAGAGCAAGAACAAGUCCGCCCACAAGGAGAUCUACACCCAUGUCACCUGUGCCACCGACACCAACAACAUCCAGUUUGUCUUUGAUGCCGUGACGGACGUCAUCAUCGCCAAAAACCUUCGGGGCUGUGGCCUCUACUGAGCCCUGGCCUCACUGCCCAGCCGCCUGCCACCCUGCUGCCCCAGCCCACCUUGGAGCCCACGCUCCGCCACCUCCCAGCCCACUCUCUGCCCUUGACAAGGAAGCGCCAGCGGCUGGCACCAGGGGGGCUGGACAGGAAGCGCCCUCUGGCCACCCUGGCCCCAGACGCCAGAACACGUGGUAACGGGGCUGGUCGGGAGGCCGAGUGCCCACACCUGCCGCGAUGGGCGACUCGCCAGCCUCUGCUUCGUCGCCGGGUCUUUUCCCUGGGGGACAGGGCUCUGGGGUCAAGGCCGCCGGAGUGGGUGUGUGCUCUGUGCGGUGAUUCACGCUCGAAGUCUUGGGGUCUCCUCCUGUCAUCUGAGGCUGUGCAGGGGUGGGGGCGGUGGGAGCCACUGCUCAGCUUUUUUUGGGGUCUUUCUGGUUGAGGGCAGCUCCGUCACCAAAAAGCCAGGGUGGGACCAGACCACCAGCUGUGUGUGGGUCUGGGGGUGCUCAGGCCUCAGCCACUGCCUCCCUCCUCCUCCCCUUGGAUCUCUGCCCCCUGGACGCCAGCCCUUCCUUCUCUGGGCUCCCCAACACCCUCCUGGGGAACCGCCACCCCCGACUCUCGUAGGUCUGCAAAUGCUCCUGAGACUGACUUCUUGCAGAGGUGUGUGGGGGGUGGUGGGAAGGUCGAGUCCCGCGGUGCCUGGACAGAGGUCGGUGGAGGAAGGCCGUGGGGAGGGGAGGCCCAGGGGAAGUGGCACUUGUGUUGACUGCCGUGGGGGCCUCACAGCCCGCCUUUGCAGACCGCAGGGUGGUUCCUCUACUUCUCCCCUCAGCCGGGUCUCGGGCAGCCACUCUGGGGUGUGAGCGGAUAUGCUUUUUUGUCUUGAAUUCAGGGUGAAUCCAGUGCAAACCUGCUGGGGCCCCAGGGGGCCUGGGGACUGGAGAUCCUGGGGUGGAGGAGGCCCAGGAGAGGUGUGGACACGGCCGCUGUAGCCAGUGUCCCAGCCUCCUCCUGUCUUGGUGAAGAAAUAGGAGAGUCUGUUCGCAGCCUUUGGGGUCCCGCCAGCUCAGGGGGCAGAGGAAAGCACGUGGACGGGCUCACCACACUGGAGUGCCCUGUGAGGGGUGUAUCCUGGCCCACACACACACCCAGUCCCCUCCUCUGGACCAAGACCCCUUGGAGGAGCUUUGUUCCUGAGAUACCUGAGCAGAAAAGGGUGGGGUGACUCCUCCUGCUGACUCAGGCCCUGGCUGGCCUGGGAUGGUGAACACACCACCCCCUCUCUCCUGGGCGCCCCUCGCUGGCUGAUGCUGCCAACCCACAGCCUGGCAUACACCCCAUGUGCUUGGGUGGUGGCUCUGUGCCUUGAAUGAUGGCUCUGCCUAGGGAGACAUAUGCGCCUAUGGGAAGCGAGGGGCUCCCCCUCGAGGGGGCUCCAGCUCCUCCCUCCUCAGGCCCUCUGCUCCUCCAGACCCCACACGGGCUCUGCUCGGUCCCGGGUCAGGCAGGACCCCUGAACUCCCAGUGCAGCCCCCGACUGCCCUGCAGCCAGGAGCCCUGGGCUUCUUGUUUCCCACAGGCAGAGCUCUGGGUGGUGCAUGGGAAAGCCAGGGCACCUGCCCUAGUGCCAAAUGCCCGCAGGGGCGGCUGAGCCCGUCCCCCACCUGGCUCUCCGCUGCUGCCCCUGGUCUCAUGGGAACUCGCCAAGCAUCCAGGCCACAGGAGCCGCCCUGCCAGCCCAGGUCCGUUUCGGUCUUGUCUGCCUUGCUGUGUGCUGUGCCUUGUACCGGGUGCUGGGUCGUGGCAGAGAUCAGGCCCCUGGAGCCAAAUGCCUCCGUGUCCUGUGUGGGCAGCCCAGCCCUGUCAGGCCAUCUUGCCCAGUGCUGAAUACGUCGCUGUUAUUUCCGGGCACCACCACCCUGGGUAUGACCAACUGUGCCCCUCAGUCUGUCCUGUGACCCCCAGGCUCAAAAACAGCUGACAAGCCCCAUCUUUAAGGCCGUCAUCCUGGAGAUGGUGGUCACCAGCUGUCCUUAGCAGCAGGCAGGUGGGAGGGCCCCAGACCCCAGCCCACCCUGCCUACAGCAUUAGGAGGCUGGGGAGUGGGCUGCUUGGGGCCUUCCUACCCCUCUGUCCCCUGGGCGGCCUCCCCUGUCUCUACCCUUCUCAGCUUCUUGUGCUGUUCCUGCCCUCUGACCCCGGCCUGCCCAGGGGUCCCUGGCUGUCUAGUCACAGCCCCCACGGAGCAGGUGUCUAGGGGUGAAAUUCCCUUCUGUCCACUGCGUCUCCCAUCCGCAUCGUUACAGGCAGCUCCACCCUGUGGAGGAGCAACUGAGGUGACGGAUGAGUUUUGGCUCCGUCGUGGGUGUGGGGGUGCUGGGGGCGGUGUUACGAGUGACCAGACUGGGUCACCCCAUGUGUGCCCCCCCAGAGGCCAUGCUUCAGACCUCUGAGGGCCUCUAGUCAUCAGGCCAAAGGGAACCUGAUUCUGGGAGGGGCGCCCUCGCCGAGCCCGUGAAGGCUGCACCUGCCGUCUGGAUUUGUGGGCAGCGUCUGUGUCCUGCGCCGAUUACCCCAGAAAGAGCGGGCGCUUGGCCUUCCCACAGAGAGCAGGGAGAGGCCCCAAGGCGCUCUGGCCUGACUGGAGGAGGCAGUGCCUGAGGCCCUCAGAUGGGCUCAGUGGAGCCUGUGAGGUCUGCCCUGAGGAGGGGGCAGGGGUUGCCCCAGCCCUGAGCAGACAGCACGGCUCGGGGCCUCUCACCGACAGCUCAGACAAUACGGUUCUGGGGCCUCCUUCCAUGGAGCACUAGAGGCCUAGCACCCUGGCCCCUGUCCUGUCUGGCUGCAGCAGAGCCUGGGGGCCCAUGGCCACAUGGGGGUAGGAGGCACAGCUCGGGCAGACAGCCACCCUGGUAUCUGGUGACGGGAUACCCUGGUAUCUGGGCCUCCCAGCACCCCCCCACCAUACCCAGCUCCACGCCCCAGUGACAGAAACUGGAGGCACCCUGCCCCCACAACGGUCCUCUGUGACUUCACAAGCGCCCUCCCUACCCGGAGCCCCCGCAGCAAGGCUGUCCUUAAACAGCCCUCCCCAGCGGGGAGGACCCAGGCAUCACCUCACCCAGGCCCUUCCCUUCUGCUGGGGUGAGUCCUGCAAGGGGAGAGGUUAUCCCCUGGCUUCACCCCUCCCUGCCCUGGGACAGUUUCUGCCUGGUGCAUGAUCCUGCCGGUUCUCCACUCUGGCCCACAUCUCUCCUGGCCCCUCCCUCUUCUCUGGCCUGACCCAGGGCAGGCCAAGCACAUGGCUCUUGGUGAAUAAAUCCACCGCAGUCCGGGCCCCAGCCUUUUCUCCAGACCAGGCAGUAUCCUAACCCCGUCUCUGCGAGUAGGGCACACGGAGCCUCGGCAGGUGGCCCCUGCCCUUCCCUGAGCCUUCUGGAUGCCUUCGGGCACAGCCUGGCAGUUCUCAGGAACUGAAGCCCGAGGCUCCGGCUCCAGGGCCACCAGAGAUUCAACCUGGGGUGCCAGAGGCCAGCAUCCCCCAGACAGUCCCCCCGAUGUCAACCCACAGGCCUACAGAGAGAAGGGUCCAGCUGCCCACGGCAAUGAGACCAGACAGGACAGCCAGGUCAGGACCAGGGUCUGUGAGUGCUGCCCCCGACUGCACCCCCUCCCCCGGAAAGGCGAGUCUCAGCCCUCUGGGCCGGGAGCAAAGUAAGGCCUUCCCCGGGGGGCUCCAGGCAGACCCCACCCCAACAGGUGAAGGCCCCUGUCAGGGGAGAGCCUGGCCUGGGCAGAAGCAGAGAAGGCCCACCCAGACCCCGUGCACCCAGACCACCAGCCUGAACACACGGCCCGUUCCCUGCAGAGCCAGUGGCUCACAGGCACCGCUCUCCUGUGGCCUGUCCUCUCAUUGCCCCCCACACCCCUGCACCCCCAUACCUGCCGCCUCCCCGAGCAGCCAGGCCCUUCACCUCCCUGUCUCCUCUGCCUCGGUCCCCCUGCAUCCUCCCCUCCUGUGGCCGGCAGAGGUGGACCUGGGCACCCCCUUCCUUCCUUAGCAAACCUCCUGUCUUAGGUACAGUGGUCCCACCUCCCAGCCCCACUCCCACCCACCCCUUAUUAACUGUAAUUUUGUAAGAAGAGUGACUCUUUGGUUUAAUAAAUCUCUAGUCAUUGUAAUAAUUUAUUGGCUGCCGUAAUGUAUUUAUUAGUCACCUACCAUUAAUAAAAAGUGCCAGCUUUUUCUAGUGUGAGUGUGGUGUGUUGUAUCAGUGCCCAAGUUGCUUCCGCCGGGCACCCCCCUGCACAUCCCGUGUCCUGGGGCUGGACUGUGGGCCACCCGGCAGAGGGCACAGUGGGACAGGGCAGGGGGAUUCCAGGUGCCAGGGGGUGUGGUGAGAGCAGAGGCUGUCCUGUCCAUCCAGAGGGCUUGACACCGGCCACUGGCCACACUCUGCUGGCGAGUGGGAGAGACAGGAAGGUGACGCUGAGCCGGGGUGGGUGCUGUCGCCUGGCUGUGACCCCUGGCUUCCUUCUCUUCUCUCAAAUGUUGACAUCUCUUCUGAACGUGUUCUGGCGUCCAUGUUCUCUGGGCAAGCAUGUACGGACAGGCAGGGCUCUUGGUUCCUUGGGAGUGGGUUCCAGUGUGUUCAGAGUGAUGAGCAGUGAGGCCUGUGGGGUGAGGAGAGGGUCUCAGCGCCGGCGCCUCCCCUCCCCACCACCAUCCCUGCAUCUCCCUCCGUCCAGGCUCACUCCCCAGGUCUGACUGGGGAGCCUUACUGCCUGCGGGCCCCUCUCCUGCUCUGUACCGCUCGCUCCCUCGCUCGCUCGGAACCGGGACCUCUUCACGUGUGUGCACUUUCUCUCCGCGACUAGACUGUGUGCUGUCUGCAAGCAGGAGCCUGUGCUGGUCAUUCCUGCAGCCCCACAGAGGGCUGCACACAGACCCCGCUGGUGUGAGCGGGAAGAGCGCCCGCUCUGCAGCCCCGGAGCGGGGAGAGGCCAAGCCUUAGCCGAGUGGGACUUGAAGCCGGGAGCUGGCCUGAAGCUGGUUCCUUUGGACCAAUGCUUGGAGGCCUCCAGACCUUUCAGCCCAGCCCAUGUGCCUUAUGCUCCGAGUCCCCACUCUUAGCUCAGGUCUCCCUGGUGGCCUCUUCUGUUCCUGGGAGUGCCAUGGGCAUGUGUCCCCAACAUGUCCCCCUGCCACGUCUAUAGAUCAAGUUGAGCUAGUUGGGCAGCGAGGUGGGACCUUGCCUCUGGCCGUGGGCUUCCAGCUUGUGAUUGAGCAGCUGUAGGCUGAGGUGCUGCUGUGUGGUGGGGAGGCGUUUCCUGUUGAAUCCUUGGCUUGGAGCGGCUCUGCUCUGCUUCCCUGGUGGUCCGGGGACCCUGGGUGUUCCCAGCCCUGGCCCCGCGCAGCAUCCGCUUGACCUCCCAGGAAACCUCCGCCUGCCCCCUUCUGAACAGGCUCCACUGAAAUGGCGCCAGGUGGAAUAUCACACGUUUUCUCCACUCGAGUGUGACUGUGCAGUGACCGACCGGCAGAAACCGGGUGGGGGAUUGAGAAUGAAAUGGACUGGUUGAGGCCAGGAGGGUAGUAAGACCAUAGGAGUCUGCUGGAUUUGUGUGGUGGGUCCCAGAGGCUGCAGUAAAACCGUUGCCUAGGGGCCCCCUGAGGGGCAGCUGAGACCCGAGACUGCCCCCUCCACCAACUGGCUUUGGCUGUAAGAACAAGGGUUUGGUGCCAAUACCCCUUCCAGGUCACCAGGAUAACAACCCAGCCAUGCAAGAGAUGACCAAAGACACACAGGGCCGGCCGUUUAUUCUGAUCAUUUAUCCUGGAGCCCACAGGCUACUCACACUGGCCAGAGAGACCCAUUGUGUUGCAGAAGCUGUGGUCUGGCCCAGAGUUGGGGGCAUGUCUCUGUCCUUCCCAGUCCCAGCCCUGUCACCUCUGUGUCCCCUGAGGAUUAAUGGGGUUAAAUGACACGAGGCAGGGAAGAGCUGGCAGAGUGGGACUUGGUGACAGGUGGUGGUCACUUCACAUUCAAGCAGCCCACUCAGCUCCACUGCCUGCUCGUCUAUCUCCGGGGAUAACACCCAGGGACGCCCACACCACUGCUCUGCUCUCCGGUCAUUUGCUUCAGUCGUCUUACUUCAGAGGGAGCAUGCAGCCAGGAAUUACUCCUGGGUUUGAGCUGCAGACCCACGGAGCUGGGCUUGCGGAUCAGACAGGGAUCCCCCUUCCCCUGGAGAAGUAGUUCACGAGCGAGCCACCUUCCCGUGCAUAAAUGGGUUAGUUCAUAGAGAAGGGGCUGCCGAGAAACAGGUUAGAAUAAGGCCGUCCUUGCCCAGGGCAGAAGGCUGUCCCCAGGGUCCUGCUUGAUUGGGAGUGCACAUCCUUUUGGUUCAUUUGCUAAACAAACUCCUGUGUGCAAAGCAGUUCUGCACGGUUUUCAGCUCUCGUGACCCAACCUGUGGUUGAGUUUGACCCAGCCCGAGGGAGUGCAGCCAUCCCCCAGGCAUGCCUGCAGGCAGCCUGGGCAGUAGCAUCUCCCCAGUCCCCGGAGGAUGCUGGCAGGAACCUGGCGUGACCCGCAGACCACAGGAGGGGCCUAGAGCCCCUCUCCACUCCUGGAGGACACCCCCACCCACAGGUUAGGCCCAGCAGGAAAGGUGUGGACCGGAAGGCCAGAGCACAGAUCUCACGCUCUUGUCCAGCAAUCCCCCCAACACACACAUGCCUGGAGACCACACACAUGCACAUACAAAUACACGCAUGCACACACACAGACCCACCUGGAGGCCACACAUACAUGCACACACAGAUGCAGGGAGACCCUCUCGUGGCUUCGGACUCUGCAGAGGGGAGGGUUGGUCUCCCUGUCCACAGCCUCUCCCAGGGAGCCCUGGUUGGUUCCUAGUCCUCUCUCUGCCACCGGCCCCGAGACGGGGGUAUGGGUUGCUCUGAACACUGGACAAGAAGCGCCGUGCUGUGCGGGACGCUCUACCUGUCAGCCUUCCAAGGAGCCGUGGGGGCCCAGCAGCCCCUCCUGAGCUGCCAGGUAGCCCCGAUCCUCCCUUUCUUGCCUAACUGUCGUCUUCUCUUUCCCUGUCUCCCUGUCUGUCCCUUUCGCUGUCUGUCUGGCUCUCUCCCCCUCCCCGCCUGGGGCUGCAGAACCGCAUGCACGAGUCUCUCAUGCUCUUCGACUCCAUCUGUAACAACAAGUUCUUCAUCGAUACCUCCAUCAUUCUCUUCCUCAACAA